AUGUCAAACCCAUCUAAAGAUGUCGCCUCCCUCCUAUCAGACUACGACCUCAGCCAGCCACUCCCCACUUCGACAGGACUCCGCCAGGGCCUAACGGCGUACGGCGAUGCACACUUCUCGCUCUUCCUGCGCAAAGCAUUCAUCAAAGCCGCCGGCUACGGCGAGGACGCAUUAUCGCGGCCCGUCAUCGGCAUCGUCAACACGGGGUCGGGCUUCAACCCGUGCCACGCCAACGCGCCGCAGCUGGUCGAGGCGCUGAAGCGUGGGAUCCAGCUGGCCGGCGGCCUGCCCGUCGACUUCCCGACCAUUUCGCUGCACGAGUCGUUCGCGAGCCCGACGUCCAUGUUCCUGCGGAACCUGAUGAGCGUCGACACCGAGGAGAUGAUCCGCGCGCAGCCGCUCGACGCCGUCGUCACCAUCGGCGGCUGCGACAAGACGGUCCCUGCCCAACUCAUGGGCGCCAUCUCGGCCGCCAAGUGCCCCGCCUUGCCGCUCGUCACGGGGCCGAUGAUGCCAGGCAGUCAUCGCGGCGUGAGGGUUGGGGCAUGCACGGAUUGCAGGAGCAAUUGGGCCGCGUAUAGGGCUGGGGAGAUGGAUGUCGAGGAGAUUGCGGGGGUAAAUGAUGAGCUGGCGCCGACGUCCGGCACGUGCGGUGUCAUGGGAACCGCCAGCACCAUGGCAUGCAUCACUGCCGCCCUCGGCUUGAUGCCACUUCGGGGCGCCACUGCACCCGCCGUGUCUGCCGCGCGGCUGCGUAUCGCCGAGGAGACGGGCAAGAACGCCGUCUUCGCAGCCACCAACAAGGACCGGCUCCCCCUCCUGCCCACUGAUGUGCUGACGCGCGAGUCCUUUCUCAACGCCAUCACUGUCCUGCAGGCCAUUGGCGGCUCUACCAACGCCGUCGUGCACCUGCUGGCCAUCAUCAACCGGCACCCAACCCUGGCAGGCACCAUCACCCUGGCAGACUUCGACGCCGUGGGCCGCCGCACCCCGCUGCUCGUCGACCUCAAACCCUCCGGCGCCAACUACAUGACCGACUUCCACAACGCGGGCGGCAUGCCCGCCCUGCUGCACCAACUGCGCCCGCUCUUGCACCUCUCUGCCCGCACCAUCACCGGCGCCACCCUGGGAGAAGCCCUCGACUCGUCGGGCUUCCGCCCCUUCGCCGCAUCCAGCCAGAUCGUGCGGCCGCUCUCGGACCCGCUGUACGCGGCGUCGUCGCUCGUCGUGCUGACGGGCAACCUCGCGCCGCGCGGCGCCGUCAUGAAGGCGUCGGCGUCCAAGGACCGACGGCUGCUGCAGCACAGCGGGCCCGCCUGCGUCUUCGCCGACGCCGCCGACCUGGCACGCCGCAUCGACGACCCGGCGCUGCCCGUCACGCGCGACUCGGUGCUGGUGCUGCAGAACAUCGGCCCGCGCGGCCACCCGGGCAUGCCCGAGGCCGGCCUGCUGCCCAUCCCGCGCAAGCUGGCCCGCGAGGGCGUCGCCGACAUGGUGCGCGUCAGCGACGGCCGCAUGUCGGGCACCGCCGGCGGCACCGUCGUGCUGCACGUCAGCCCCGAGGCGAAGGAGCUCGAGAGCGUGCUGGGCAUCGUCAGGGACGGCGACGUCGUGAGGGUCGACCUGGAGGGCCGCCGGCUGGACGUUCUGCUGGGCAACGACGAGAUCCGCGCCAGGAUCGAGGAGAGGAAGGAGAUGGAGAGGAAGCGGGAAGAGGCCGAGGCUGUGGACGCGACGGCUGCGGGAAAGCCGAGGCAGGUGAGGAGGGGCUAUAGAGCCCUGUAUGAUAGGUCUGUGAAUCAGGCAGAUGAGGGAGCUGAUUUUGACUUUUUAACUGCGCGGGGAAUAUGA
Lasiodiplodia theobromae is the source of this 1851-nucleotide messenger RNA. RefSeq names its product Dihydroxy acid dehydratase. The coding region runs from base 1 to 1851 and encodes 616 amino acids. The transcript is spliced from 2 exons. Gene Ontology annotation, molecular function: hydro-lyase activity. NCBI's taxonomy places the organism in Eukaryota, Fungi, Ascomycota, Dothideomycetes, Botryosphaeriales, Botryosphaeriaceae. The record is from RefSeq and is a predicted model, not a curated record.